UGGCGGCUGCGGGGCGGCGGGCUCGGGCGGACAUGGCGCUGCAGUUCGGCGGGGCGGGCGCGCCAGGCACAGCGGAGGAGCCGGCGUUGGUGGGGGGGAGCUUCGGGGCUGCGGACUCGUUCCCCAAGGACUUCGGCUACGGGGAGGAGGAGGAGGAGGCGGAGCUGGAGGGAGGCCCGGGGCCCGGUGGGCCCGGGGGCGGCGCGGGCGGGCCCGGCGGCGGCGCGGGCGGGGCGGACUCCAAGCCGCGGAUUCUGCUGAUGGGGCUGCGGCGCAGCGGCAAGUCUUCCAUCCAGAAGGUGGUGUUUCACAAAAUGUCUCCCAAUGAGACUCUGUUCUUGGAAAGUACCAACAAAAUCUACAAGGAUGAUAUUUCCAACAGUUCAUUUGUGAACUUCCAAAUAUGGGAUUUUCCUGGACAGAUGGACUUUUUUGAUCCAACAUUUGAUUAUGAGAUGAUCUUCAGAGGAACAGGUGCUCUAAUAUAUGUUAUUGAUGCCCAGGAUGACUACAUGGAAGCUUUAACAAGACUCCACAUUACAGUUUCAAAAGCCUACAAGGUCAACCCAGAAAUGAACUUUGAAGUUUUUAUUCAUAAAGUUGAUGGUUUAUCAGAUGACCAUAAAAUAGAAACUCAGAGGGAUAUUCAUCAGAGGGCUAAUGAUGAUCUUACAGAUGCUGGGCUUGAGAAACUUCACCUUAGCUUUUAUUUGACCAGUAUCUAUGACCAUUCAAUAUUUGAAGCCUUCAGUAAAGUGGUACAGAAGCUCAUUCCACAACUGCCAACCCUGGAAAAUCUACUUAAUAUCUUCAUAUCAAAUUCAGGGAUUGAAAAAGCUUUUCUCUUCGAUGUAGUCAGCAAAAUCUACAUUGCAACAGACAGUUCUCCUGUGGACAUGCAGUCAUAUGAGUUGUGCUGUGACAUGAUUGAUGUAGUGAUAGAUGUUUCCUGUAUAUAUGGGUUAAAAGAAGAUGGCACUGGAAGUGCUUAUGAUAAAGAGUCAAUGGCAAUUAUCAAACUCAAUAACACAACAGUUCUGUACUUAAAGGAAGUAACAAAGUUUCUGGCAUUAGUUUGCAUUCUUAGAGAAGAGAGUUUUGAACGCAAAGGUUUGAUAGACUACAAUUUCCAUUGCUUCCGCAAAGCCAUUCAUGAAGUUUUUGAAGUAGGUGUUGCUUCCCACAGGAUCUGCAACCAUCAAUCAAGCACCUCAAAUAUGAAAGCAGUGACUCACAAUGGCACACCUAGGAAUGCAGUCUAGAGGAAAGCUAAAGACCUUGGAUAGACUUGUCAGCUCUUCACUCCAAAGUUUUGUGGAACGAGAGAGGAGUAGUCUGAAAGCCUGAAGUAUGUUUCAGAGAAGAGUGGUCCUAACUGUGGAACAGCAGAUUGUAACUCACGUUGGGCAACUGAAACUACUGUGAAAAUACUUUGAGGCCAGUGGAGUUAGAGAUGUCAGUUUGAAAUCAGCUGUAUUGCAAAAAAGUAGGUUUUCAGUUUGGAGUCCUCUUUUAACAGUCUGUGUCUGACUGAUGGCCUGGUCAAAACUUACAAACAAUUGAGUUGGGUUGUGUGUGAAACACUGAACAGUCACUUGCUUAACUUUUUAAAUUUUUUAAAAAUUAAUCUGUAGAAUAUCCUCUUUGGCUUAAGUUUACCUCCUGUCAUGCAAAAACAAAAUUGGUGUUAUUAAGGCUUGUGAAACUCAAGCUUUUUGCUUGCUGAGGCUGGUCUCAAAUCAUUCCAUUAAGUAGUUCUUGUUCUUGCUGGUGUGCUCAUAGUUCUCAUGAAUUCUGUGCUUGUUAAGUGGUUGCAAGAUAGAGAGCUCUGUUGUAGUGAUCAUGUGUUUGUUUAGAGAACUGACCUGGAGCUUCAUUUUAAGAGAUAGUGAUACUUUGCUUUCAGACCACACUUCUUGAUAUAUCCCCUUUGAUGGAAGGGAAGGAUUAAAAUCAGAAAUAAACUACCUGCUCUCUUUUGCAAAAACAUGGAUGUCAUAAAUCUGUGUGAUUAAUCCUAUUCAGGGAACAAUUGCAUGGCUAACUAAACUGAGAUGUCUGCCAUCUGUUGGAAUAAAGCAGCCACUUUCAGCUAUUCCCAAGCAAAGAAAUUACAAAGUUACUGACUUUUGAUGGUGGAUGUUUCUCCACUCUCUGACUGAUAAUCAAGACAAUUCCUAGCAAAAUGUCUGAGGGUGUUAUCUGUGCAUGGCAGUUAAGUUCACUGUGCCAUAAUUUACUAAUAGUACUGGACUUUGAGAGUACAUUGAUUCUGUACUAUGACAAACAUCCUCUUGUUUGUCGCUGUGCAAUCUGACUAGAAUAGUGGUUUUUCUGACUUUGUGAAUUCUGCUGACUUUCAUACUAUGGGCAGUUUAUGUGAAUUAUUUAAUUUAUUGGUAUUAUUACUGCAGAUGUCAUUGUGUACACCAGCCUUGCUGUGCAGGAGGCCCAGCCACUGGCCCAUAAAGACCUUGCCUCUUUUUACCUGUCCCUGUGUGUGUAUAGGUGUUGCAAAGCCAUUGGACCAACUAUACAAGUCCCACUACAAAAGUUUCUGCAAGAAAAACUAAUUGAAGUCAUCUCUGCAACUGGUGUAUUUAUGUGGAUAGAAAUAACCAUGGGACUGCUUCUGUGCUUAUAGAAUGAGCUUCCAUUGAUAUAUGUAAAAUUGAAUAUACAUGCAUUAACAUUGGGGUGAAUGCACAUACUGUGUAAAUGGUUUUUUUACAGCAGGAAACUGGAAUUUAAGUGCUCUAGGUCUGUUCUCUUAAAUCUAGGCUGAGCCCCUUUUUGCUAAUGGAACUGCAGAGCUUUUAUUAAGGGAGUGCAGCAGGCUCUUAAGAUUUGGUUUUGUAGUUUGCAAGCACUAUCACAGUUCAAAUUCUGAAGGUAGGAGAAGAAGUAAUUGGCAAAAUAACAGGAAGAAAGAAUCCCCAUUUGUGCAGUGAGUUUUCCAUGUUCUAAGUACAUGCAUAUGUUCUCUUUCUUUUCACCCACUACAGGAUUUUGUGCUAAUAAAAUUUAAAAAAAAGUCAAACUGUAACACUAUUACUUUUGCUUGUCUUUGUGGACAGAAGUCUACAAAGGCCUAUGUGGUUAAACAAACUUUUAAAAGCCAUGUUAUCUAUGGUAUACUGAAAAAAAGUUAAAUACUACAUUCCUAUUUAGUCACCCUUAGCUUUCAUCUUAAUUAAAAGCUGACUCAGAACUAAGCUCUGAAAGUUAAAUUUGUCUCUUGUAAGGUGUAUAGUAUUUCUUUUAUUUGCUGAACUAAAUCAGAUGUUGUUAUACGAAGGGAGUCUUAAUAGCCUGUUGGUGCUGUAGAGAGACAGUUUUUGGCUUCUGAAAUUUUUAUGGUCCCAGGGAGGAGGAAGGAUAGGAAUUAGGGUUUAUUUUCUCCCUUGUGUAGGAACUUGUCUCUCCUUCCUGUGCUGACCUUCUGCAGGGAGAGAUCCUAUUAGAGAAAAGGGAAGGCAGUAUCACAGUAUCUCCAAUAGAAGCACUGAACUUACAGAGGAAACCAGCAACUGGGGCUUCACUUUUCUGCCUUUCCCUCCCCCCCCCCCCCCCCUUUUUCCUCCUCUGAACCUAUAGUGGUGUGGACGUUCUGCGAUCUUUUUUUCCAAACAACUGAGUAUGUGUGCUUUUAAGGAGAAGAAUGGCGCUGACAGGGCAGGGCAUAGGCAAAACGGUAACCCAUCUUUCUGUGGAAGAAUAAAGCAAUCCCUUGCAAGGUACUUUUCAAAGCUUUGCGUUGUUGGGCAUCGGGGCGUUGCUGAUGACUGGCUGAGUUUCCCGUUGGCAAUUACGCCAGCUGUAGCACAGGAGAGGGAUGGAGGGAAAGGCCAAGCCUGGGAAGAGGGACAGAGCAAUCAAAGGCAGCAUCUCUGCUGUUCUGCAGGUCUAAAGCGCCUAUCGUUUGGCUGGGAAUCCCAAAAAAUCCCUCCUCACUGCAUCUCUUGCUCUGUAUCUCACGGACAGCAAUGUCCCCACGGAGCGUGGGGCAGCUCAGGCCGGAGCGGGGCUCAGCUCGGCCUGGGCUCGGACCGGCGAUCCUCGGCCGUCACUCGCGGUGAUGAUCGCCACACGCGGUGAUGAUCGCCACUCGCGGUGAUGAUCGCCACACGCGGUGAUGAUCGCCACUCGCGGUGAUGAUCGCCACUCGCGGUGAUGAUCGCCACUCGCGGUGAUGAUCGCCACUCGCGGUGAUGAUCGCCACUCGCGGUGAUGAUCGCCACUCGCGGUCAUGAUCGCCACUCGCGGUGAUGAUCGCCACUCGCGGUGAUGAUCGCCACUCGCGGUGAUGAUCGCCACUCGCGGUGAAACGCCCACCGGGUGCUGCCCCCGCGGUACCGGAGCUGCGGCGCGGCGGGGCUGGCAGCUACCGGCCGGCCGGGUUCCUCUGUCCGUCCUCAUUUAGGAAAGAUUCCGUGUUCCCUUUGGGAAUAGCGCGCUUGAGUUUUGGGCUUGGAGCAGCCGCUCGCGGUAGACGGCGCUCUGGUAACUCUUUGCAAGAAGACUUUAAAAAAUGCCUUUCCACUGAGUCCUGCUGCGGUGCCUGUGCCCAUCCUCUCCCUUCCUUUCCUUCUCUUACUAUCCCAGCACAGUUUUUUACCCAGACAGUUGUGGAAACGGGUAAAAGGAGAAAUAUAGCCUUUAAAAAAGGAGUUCUAGAGGUGCCUUUUCUGAAUGCUGGCGUUUUUUGAGGCUUACAUUUGGUAAAAAUGUCCUGUGCUGUCGGUAUACACAAGCUGGAAGCUGGGCUUCAAGGGAUGCUAAUUAAGUUUGCUUAUGAUACUAAGUUUGGAGGAAAUGUCAUCUCUUGACGAAUUAGAGGGUGGGGCAAUCACGGGCUGUGUGAAACCCAGCGAAGUGUUGGAUUUUGCAGCUGGGAUGGGUAACCCUGGACAUCCAGACAGGCUGGGGAACGAGAGGCUGAAGAGUGUCACGGAAAGUGGAAGUUGCUGUCUCAUAUUAUAUGGUUAAAUCUGUAAUUCCCUAACAAAAUGUUUUAAAAACCUUUUACCCUAUGACAUAACAAAAUAAAGGGAAUGAUGUUAAUUCCCUGUUUUUAUGUCACUUAGGGGCAAAUAAAAGAGAAGCUAUUGUAGUCUGUCCACAUCUUGCUUGACUUUGAUUUUUUACAAUCAAGUUUUUAUUGUUGUUGUGCCCAUCCCUCUCUCCCACCAUCAAUCUUCCCACCCUCAAAUAUCUUUUAGGCUGCUAACUGAUUAUUCUUUAUCUGAGAUCUGUAAGAGAAAGUCAGAGGAAAUAUGUUGAAAUACCAAGUAAUAUUAAACUGCCUGGUUUAAUAAAAAAAAAAAGUAGUGUGAUUUUUAGCUACUAAAAGUAGUGUGGAUCCAUUUCAUUCUUUUUGGCUUGCAGUGAGUGAAUUGGUUAUUCAGUGCUCUCCUGUGAUCUAAAGAUAGUUUAUUUUUCAUGCCCUCUAGAUGGCUGUCUUGUUCUCUUUGAAAGAAUAUUACACAGUCUGGCAGAGCUGCAAGGCAGAAAGUUUAUCUAAUUAGUCUCAGUUUUUACACAUUUGUGUAUUUGCAAUGUACUUUAAUGUUUAUGAACAAAAAUUAUGAUAUGUGACUUGAAAACCUUCUGUGAACCACUGUCAGCUGGUAUGUCUUCUGUUUCUGGGCAGGAGGUGGAUAAGUGCUAACUUGUUUCAGAGAAUUGAAAGUAUUUCCUAAUAAACUUUCCAUUAUAUCAAAAAAUGCUAAUUUGUUGCACAAGAAAACUUCUGUAAAUAAUAAUAUAAUUGCCAAACAACAGCUUAAUAAAACCACGUCUUGAAUCGCC
This is a messenger RNA of Taeniopygia guttata (zebra finch), 5811 nucleotides long. It is a transcript of the gene RRAGC, whose product is annotated as Ras related GTP binding C. Gene Ontology annotation, cellular component: lysosome; nucleus; Gtr1-Gtr2 GTPase complex. Gene Ontology annotation, biological process: cellular response to starvation; negative regulation of autophagy; positive regulation of TORC1 signaling. Gene Ontology annotation, molecular function: GTPase activity; GTP binding. Lineage: Eukaryota; Metazoa; Chordata; Aves; Passeriformes; Estrildidae. The record is from RefSeq and is a predicted model, not a curated record.